Aplosporella prunicola CBS 121167 is the source of this 2592-nucleotide messenger RNA. RefSeq lists its product as uncharacterized. The transcript has 2 exons. Gene Ontology annotation, biological process: protein ubiquitination; ubiquitin-dependent protein catabolic process. Bases 1 to 2592 code for a protein of 863 amino acids. Gene Ontology annotation, molecular function: ubiquitin protein ligase activity. NCBI's taxonomy places the organism in Eukaryota, Fungi, Ascomycota, Dothideomycetes, Botryosphaeriales, Aplosporellaceae. The record is from RefSeq and is a predicted model, not a curated record.
AUGGAUAUAAUCAGGAAGAUUGGCAACGUCGGCGGCGUCUUCACCUAUGUAAUCUCCAGGUGGGCGCUUGCCACCUUCACCGUGGCUAUAUUGUUGAACCGCACCCAGUUCUAUGCUUCUUCUCGCAUCCCGCUUGACUUCCACUGGCAUGUCCGCGCAGCCAUCUAUUUCAUACCCAUUUUGUUCCUGCUAUACCAGACAAGGUACCUCCUGCAGGCCAUACGCUGCCAAACAUCGCCUGCUUGGUCUGAAAUGCGCUAUGAUGAUGCGAAGCAGCCCCUUGCGGUAGACAUGGCCGGUGAGGGAGGAGUCCUCCACAAGAUGGCCUCGAAUCUGCUAUACUGGGAGGAUGACGUGGCUUCUUGUGCCGCCGUCAAUAUGGCCAAUCCGGAACAGGAUUUCCUGAGUCUGUCGGGUUCGCUAUCACGACUCUGGCCGCUAUUCCUAACCCUUUGUGGGAGCCAGUUUGUGGAAACUAUGGCAUGCGCUCUGCAGGGUCGGGCACCUAUGCCUGAGACCGGCAUGACGAUUUUUGAACACUCUCUUGCCUUUUCGGAAGCGGAAGCCAUGAUCAUGAGACCUUUCGAUAAUGGUGGAUCGACAGCAGUCGUAACGAGGCAUGACGGCUCUACCAUGAAGCUCAACAGAGGCCUUCUGCUACAGAUACUCAAUGUACCUCCAGAGGUUUUGGUCAUGGCUGUUAUAUCCGCUUUGAGUCACCUCAGCAGCAAUGUGCUAGCUAUAGCUGGCUUGAGAACUCGCUUUCGCUUGGCCAAUACAGGCGUCUGGGGCAUCGCCUACAUGGGCGUUUUCAUUUGGACUUUUCUAAGAAUUACCGGUGCUGUCGAAGGACCUGCGAACGACAUCGGUAUUCUUCGGAUCCCCACAGUCUGUAUCGUCGGUUUCAUUCCUCACAUUCUCAUCAUUCUUGGGCUGUGCGCCUGCGCAACGAUAUAUGGGAUUGCGUUAGUCGUAACGGCUUUUUCUUUGCCGCCAAGUGACGACCAGCCUUUGACGUUGAGGCAGAAGUUCAGAGCUGCCUACGAGAACCUUCAAGCCAAUGUUCACUUUUCGGGAAGCACACCCAUCAGUGUUAGCUGGCGGGAUGAUUUCUACACUGCUCUAUUGAAAAUCGGGUUCACGGUUUUGACUGCAGCAAGUGAAGCAGUUUUCCUGAAUGAAGGCACACGCGUCCGUGUGAGCGACAUGACCUGGCUUGAAGAGAAGAGAAUUAACGAAAUAGCGGAGCGGAGAGGUUUGGUCCAGAGGACUAUAGAUUCCAUCCCAGUGGAACUUCGGGAGGACUUUGUGGCCGAAGGUGUCAUGUCAAAAGACGUGCUUGACGAUGGUACUUCGGCACGUUCAGGAUAUGCCCGAGAGCGAAAGACGCGUGGCCAGAAGAGCGUGCCGGAAGCCAGAGCUGCCGCCCGUGACAACGGCGUGGGUUUACUUCAGCGGCGAGGACGCUGGGUUAUGACGGUUGAGUUCACGAAAGGUCUCCUGCAGCUGGCUGCUGCCAUGAAUGCUAGGUUCAUGAUCUCGCUUUUGAACAGGCUUGGAGUAACACGACGCCCUCAAUGGUUGGCGCGACUUGCGGGCAUGGGACAAGAGGCUGGCUUGAAAGGAGACAGGUCCGCAGCUUCGGAACCGGCAUCUCGGUCAAGACAACGGGAUUUCUGGAUCCUCAAGCCCGAUGGUUCGCUUAGCCUGCCGCCAAACGACCAGGUAGAUGUCGAGGUGGAGACCAAGAAGAGGCUGGAGUACAACAAUCAGAAGUACUUCAAGGAAGAGUUGACCGAGGAAAACCUCAACUCCAACCUCUACUCUUGGUGGAAGAGCGGCGGCUGGUGGGGCGAACUGGACUCAAGCGGCGACUAUCAACCGUCACAGGACGCAGACGACGACGCGACGAGCGUCAUCUCAGUCUCAACAAACGCGACCACCGACGACGAAAGCUGGUCCGAUGUCAGCCACGAUGAUAACGAUGAUGGCCGUCGCACGCCCACACAGGAAGAUCCGUUCCCACAGCAGCGCAGCACGCCCCCCUCAGACGCCGCCAUCGACCCCGCGCACCUCGCCCGCCUCCUCGACCCCCAGUCCGAUGAGGACAAAGCCGACGCCCAACUCCUCGCAACCCACCUCCGCAGCCCCGGCAUCCUCACCCGCUCCCAGUACCGCAAAGCAAUGGAGCGCGACCGCGCGCGCAUCCUGACGUCAUCGCGGGGACGCCUAUUCAACAACCGCAGUGGCAGCGGCGGCGCGCAGCACGGCGCGGCGCCCAUGACACCCGAAGAAGAGGAGCGCGCGCUUGAGCGCUUCAUCCUCGAGCGGCGUCACGCGUCUGCCACUGGCGCGUCUACUGCCAACAACGGCGGCAACGGCGACACGUGGGAUUCGGGCGCGGCGGGCAUGGGCGCCGGCGGCCCGCAGUGCGUUGUCUGCCAGGCGAGUCCGCGAACCGUGCUCGUGUGGCCGUGUGGUUGCCUCAGUUUGUGCGACGACUGCCGCGUGGGUCUCGCGACGCGGAAUUUCGACAAGUGCGUGUGUUGUCGGGCGGACGUGGCGGCGUAUUCGCGGCUGUAUGUGCCAUGA